Molecule: messenger RNA, 897 nt
Organism: Colletotrichum paranaense
Lineage: Eukaryota; Fungi; Ascomycota; Sordariomycetes; Glomerellales; Glomerellaceae
Exons: 1
Coding region: 1-897 (298 amino acids)
Source: RefSeq, a predicted model, not a curated record
AUGUUAUCCUCUAAAGUAUACUCCCCGCCAGAAACGGAGCGUUCGGCUGUGCAGCUGCAGGAGCUUCAGGACCUGCAGAAGCAACAUAACCAGCAGGUGCAGGAGGUGCAACGGCAACAGCAGCAGCAGCAGCGACAGCAGCGACCACUAGGCGUAACGGGACUGGGAGGUCUUGCGCAGGGAGUAGGAGAAGCCGAGUCGACGACUCUCAACAACGGCGGCGAGCGCCCUGUUCGGGAGUUCAACUACAACGGACGAGUCCGCAACAGUGAACGAGCCAGUGUCCGAGCAAGCUCUGGCGUCCUUGGUCGACAACACCCUCACCGUAGCUCCUUUUCCAUCUAUUCCAACUAUUCGUCCUAUUCCUCCUCAUCAGACGGAGGAGUAGGAGGCGGGGGCGGGGGAGGAGGGGCCCGAGGCUCGGUUCCAACUGGCGCCAGAGAUGGAGGGGCAGCACCACCAACGCACCCACCACCACUACCACGUCAACCGACACCGACCCCAUACACGGCGCAACAGCCGCGGCGUAUCCCCAUGAUGGAUAUGGUGACGCCGCAGGCGCCGGGGACGGCGGGCACCGCCGGCACCGCUAACACGGCGGGGACAGACGCCACGGCCGUCGCCGGGACCGAGGAGUUCGUGAAGCGGCAGCCCUCGCAGCAGCAAGUGCGGCAUCCGCCACCGACGUACGCCCCAUCGCAGGAUCCGUAUAGUCGUGUGAGGUUCGCGGACGAGGAGCGGAGGCGGGAGGAGGCGGCAGCGAGAGCUAGGGCGGGCCAUCCUCAUGGACAAAUCGAUAUGGCGCAGAUCGCGGGCGGGCAUAGCAUGCGUGCCCUCUGGGUGUUUGCGUGCUGUGCCUUCUUCUGGUAUCGGUGUUUAAUGGAUGAGGACUUCUGA